AUGGCGACUCGAAGCGCAGCUCUCAAGCUUGACUGGACCAAGGUCACCAGCUCCCUCGGUCUCCGUGGCCAGACUGUUGCCUCCCUGCAGGCCUUCAAGAAGCGCAACGAGGACGUCCGCCGCAAGGUCCAGCAGCUCCAGGAGCAGCCCACCACCGUCGACUUCUCCCAGUACCGAUCCGUCCUCAAGAACCAGGCCAUCAUCGACGAGAUUGAGAAGCGAUUCAACGCCUUCAAGCCCGUUACCUACGAUGUCAGCCGACAGCUGAAGGCCAUCGACGCCUUCGAGGCUGAGGCCGUCAAGAACGCCGAGGCCACCAAGCAGGCCGUCGACCUCGAGCUCAAGGACCUCGCCGCUACCCUCAAGAACAUCGAGGAGGCCCGACCAUUCGAGGACCUCACUGUCGACGAGGUUGCCGCUGCCGAGAAGUCUAUCGACGAGAAGACCGACCAGCUCGUUUCCAAGGGCCGAUGGAUGGUGCCAGGCUACAAGGAGAAGUUUGGCGACUUGGCUAUGGUUUAG
Molecule: messenger RNA, 522 nt
Organism: Fusarium pseudograminearum CS3096
Lineage: Eukaryota; Fungi; Ascomycota; Sordariomycetes; Hypocreales; Nectriaceae
Exons: 4
Coding region: 1-522 (173 amino acids)
Biological process (GO): proton motive force-driven ATP synthesis
Molecular function (GO): proton transmembrane transporter activity
Source: RefSeq, a predicted model, not a curated record